Molecule: messenger RNA, 2757 nt
Organism: Podospora pseudocomata
Lineage: Eukaryota; Fungi; Ascomycota; Sordariomycetes; Sordariales; Podosporaceae
Exons: 1
Coding region: 1-2757 (918 amino acids)
Cellular component (GO): catalytic step 2 spliceosome; intracellular anatomical structure
Molecular function (GO): helicase activity; RNA binding; ATP binding
Source: RefSeq, a predicted model, not a curated record
AUGGCUUCCAACAAACGAUACGCCUUGGUGCCUAUGGACGAGGGCCCUUCCGCGCCAUCCAAAGAACGGAAGCGCGAUCGGUCACGGUCUCCGAAGCGGCGCAGGCGACGAGAUGGCGACGAAUCGCCACGACAUCGACGGUCCAGAUCUCCACGAGAACGAGGCAGCGAAAGAGACAGUGACAGGAGGGAAAGGGACGGAGGGAGCGGUUCUAAAAUAAGCCGCGGUGAUACCGGACGCGACGACUCCAAAAUAAGCGACUUGCGCCUCAAGUCACGCCUCGACUACCUGGCCAAGAGAGAAACAGAGAAGCUGGCGCUGCUCCGAAAACAGGUCGCGGAAGAGACAGCUGAGUUGCGGUCUGGUGUACGGCUAUCGGAACGGGAAAAAGCAGACUUCGCCAAAAAUCGGGAAAUCCUACGGCUGGCCGAGGAGCGAUUGCGCAUCGACGACUACCAAGACGGCUACCGUCUACCUGACCAAUAUGGGGCCGAUAGCAAGAAGAAGGAGGAGGCGCUGAACAGGCGCCAUGUGGAGAGGGAUCAGUUCGGAAACGAGAAGCACAUCACCGAGUACGAAGAAUGGGAACGAGAACAAACCGUCAAGGCAAAGGCGCAAAUCCAGAGCCGGGAGCGUGAGGAGGAGGAGGGCAAGUACGACUUCUUGCUGGACGAAGAUAACAUUGCGUUUGUUCGCGAUGCGGCCGCAAAGCUCGCCCAGCCUAGUGACGGUUUGACCCAGGAGCAGAGGGUACUCAAGGCCCGGAUCGAGGCAGCGGAACGGGCGCACAUGUCCAUCCAAGAGGUCCGGAAGAGCCUCCCCGUAUACGCCUAUCGUGAGGCUUUUCUGGACGCCAUCAAAGAAUACCAGGUUCUGAUUCUUGUCGGUGAGACUGGUUCAGGAAAGACCACGCAAAUACCCCAGUACCUUCACGAGGCAGGUUACACUAACGAAGGGAUGAAGGUUGCCUGUACGCAACCUCGUCGUGUUGCGGCCAUGAGUGUUGCUGCUCGUGUCGCUGACGAGAUGGGCGUGAAGGUGGGCAGGGAGGUUGGAUACUCGAUCCGUUUCGAAGACUGUACCAGCGAGAAGACUAUUCUCAAAUACAUGACGGAUGGUAUGCUUCUGAGGGAGAUGGUAACAUCACCGACAUUAGAAGGAUACUCGGCCAUUAUCAUCGACGAGGCCCACGAAAGAACUGUCCAUACCGAUAUUCUGUUGGCUUUGAUCAAGGAUCUCACCAGAGCAAGACCAGAGCUGAAGCUCAUUAUCUCGUCAGCUACCCUCAAUGCUGAGAAGUUCAGCGGUUACUUCGACGGAGCGCCCAUCUUCAACGUUCCCGGCAGAGUCCAUCCCGUGGAGGUCUACUACACAGAAAAGCCCGAAGCCAACUAUGUGGAAGCCAGCAUUGCCACAGUCUUUCAACUGCACGCGACGCAACCCGAAGGCGACAUUCUCGUGUUCCUUACAGGUCAAGAAGAAAUUGACCAUGCCUGCGAGCAGGUUACAGAGAUCAAGCGGCAGCUAGGGAGCCGAGUGCCCGAAAUCAUCGCGUUACCAAUCUAUGCCAACAUGCCUUCAGAACUACAAGCCAAGAUUUUCGAACCCACGCCACCGAAAGCAAGAAAGGUGGUGUUUUCCACGAAUAUUGCCGAAACCUCGCUGACAAUUGAUGGCAUCGUCUAUGUCAUUGACUCGGGUUAUGCCAAAGAGAACACCUUUAGCCCAGUCGGUACGACUGGUCAGUCAACGUUGGCUGUCGUGCCCUGCUCUCGAGCUGCCGCCAACCAGCGUAUGGGUCGUGCUGGUCGUGUCCGCCCAGGAAAAUGCUUCCGUCUUUACACCAGGUUUGCCUACUUGUCCGAAAUGGACGAAUCGCCAACUCCUGAGAUUCAAAGGACGUCGCUCUCCAGUGUGGUUCUGCAACUCAAGGCUUUAGGUAUCGAUGAUCUCCUCAACUUUGACUUCCUUGACCCCCCACCCACCGAGCUUCUCAUCAAGUCUCUCAACCUUCUCUAUGCCCUUGGAGCACUCAACUCCGCUGGCGCCUUGACACGUGUUGGUCGGCAAAUGGGCGAGUUCCCAGCUGAACCUAUGCUUGCCAAGGCACUCAUCGCGGCCACCGCUGAAGAGUGUGUCUCGGAGGUUCUCACCAUUGUCGCAAUGCUCGGCGAGGUAGCAACCCUUUUCUUCCGGCCCAAGGACAAGGCGGUCCACGCCGAUUCUGCCAGGGCGCGGUUCACUGUCAAGGACGGUGGUGACCACCUGACUCUGCUCAAUGUCUACAACCAAUGGGUAGACUCGGACUACUCUCCCAUCUGGGCAAAGGAAAACUUCCUCACGCAGCGAAGUUUGACCAGAGCCCGUGAUGUCCGAGACCAGCUCGCCAAACUGUGCGAUCGAGUGCUCGAAGGGUCCGAAUCAUCUUGCGGUGGGAUAUCCAACAUGAACCCGAUUCUUCGAGCUCUAACGUCGGCCUUCUUCUUGAACGCGGCUAGGUUGAACCGCAGUGGUGACGGGUACAGGACGCUGAAGAACAACAUGACGGUAUACGUGCACCCGAGCAGUGUCGUCAGGGGUAUUGAUCCGCCACCAAGGGUCAUUAUUUACCACGAGUUGGUGGUGACGAGCAAGGAGUUUGUGAGGAGUGUCAUACCCAUUGACCCCAAGUGGCUUACAGAGUUUGGAGGGCAUUACUAUGACAAGAAGGACGUGGAAGCCAUGGAAGGCAAGAAGGUCCCGAAGCAGAGGUCCUAA